AUGGCCUUCUACCACAACGUUGGGAAAAGCAGAUGUCUAGGGGCAUCUACUGAACCAUUUGGUCACAAAAGUAUUCAGGAGGUUUAUCGGAAUGUUUGUAUUUUUACCUACCGGGACGCUGAAAUUCUUUUUGUCCAUGAAGAAUUGGGCGAUAAGGAAAAGCUCAUGGGAGCAUGCAGCUGGGCGCAUCAAUUCUUCUUAGAGUGUAUCGAGUUGAAAGUGAAGGUCGCACUGCUCAGUGCAGAAAAGGAAGACUGGAAGAAGAAGGAGGAGGAUUGGAAGCGUAGAGAAAGCGAGCUCAAAGCAGAGAAGGACCUGUUGUUGGAAAGGGAAAGCGAGCUCAGAGCAGGGACGGACCUGUUGUUGCAGAAGUUGCGCAAGUCUUUUAAUCCCGAGGACCCAUGGAAACGAAUCUUACAUUCGUACAGACUGGAAACACUGCCUUCUCGUCAGUCACUUGCCAGGUUCUUGCAGAUCGUUCCUGACGGUUUAAGCAUACCGCUGGCGCCGUGGACUUUUACUAGGCUGGCAGCCACCGAGUCCGAGUAUCGGAGAGCUUUUACUUGUGGAGAACCCGGUUAUCACUGCCAGAUGAUCUCCAGGCAAAUCGACUUGCUUUUGGACCUCUAUGAUAAGCCGGAGAAGAUAGACUGGACGGAAAAUGCGUGGAUAUCGCAUUGGGACUCCUGGUUUAUGGAGACCAUCUUCUUUUGCCUGCCUGACGACUGUCCGGUAGUUACAGGCAGGGACACGUCCUACUAUACAUCUACAGGGACCAAGAGGCCACAUAGCGUUUUGUACGUGCUGCCAGAAUUGAUCGGGGUGUUCAGGGGAGAAGAGAAGAGAUGGGCUGGAACACUUCUGGCGGGCAUUGAAAAGGCAAAGUCUCCUCUGGUCGAGCUAGAAACCAAGCCGGUGUGGAUGUUUUAUGGGCUGGAAUAUAUACUGGGGUACGCUGCAGUAGGUCCAGAAGUAUUUGUUGUGGCUCUACACGAGGACUCGACUGGAGUCUAUAAAAUCGGGAAGUCACGCGCCCAACAACUUCUACACUUCAAAAGAGACACUAAGGGCAGCCUUCCAGAGAUACUGAUAUGUCUGUUCAACAUUGUUCGCAUCAUACCAGUGUUGGGCCGGAUUUGCAGGGAACUUGGUGUUGAGCGAGACAUCGUUGUCUUCGAAAGCCCACGCAAGAUGGUUCGACUCAAUGGCUUUAAGCCUGUAAAAAAGACGUACGAUUCUGAGGAGGCUUGGAGGAACGUCCAAGAAAUCUACGAGGCAAUUGGCUUGGUGAAUGAGAUAGUAAUUCCAGAGGCUGGAAUCUUACUGGAUUCUCAACACGAAUAUCUGCUACGUGGUGCGAAUAUAGAAAGACUCAUUGGACAUCAAGAGCCCGUUCCUGGGAAAAAGAAAGGCUCUCACCUCUUUUAUCCUCGGUUGAGCUAUGCAGCUAAGCCGAGAAACGGGCCUGAGCUCGUUGAGGCCCUGCUGGACACGAUUAAAGCCUUGGAACACCUACAUAAGCUUGGAUGGAUGCACAGGGAUGUGAGGUGGCCGAACAUUCGUCGGAGCUUUGAUACAGGGACAUGGUGGCUUAUUGAUCUUGAUGAUGCAGCUAUGUCUCCUCAAUUGUCAGCUCCAAAGCACCUGGCUGCGGCUAGUCAUGCGCCUGAGCUUUCUUUAGGAAGCGGGGAACAUGGUAAAGAAGUGGAUAUAUGGUCACUGGGAUAUUUGAUCAGGUCGUGGCAGAGUGAACAUUUCAUUCGACCUGAUUUGGACACCUUGUCGCGAAUAUUGAUGCAGACUGACCCAGCAGCUAGAGGCACUUUAGAUGAUGCUCGCCGAGAACUUGAAAGGAUAUACAAAAUGAUGUGA
This is a messenger RNA of Selaginella moellendorffii, 1872 nucleotides long. RefSeq lists its product as uncharacterized. The coding region runs from base 1 to 1872 and encodes 623 amino acids. The record is from RefSeq and is a predicted model, not a curated record. Gene Ontology annotation, molecular function: protein kinase activity; ATP binding. Gene Ontology annotation, biological process: protein phosphorylation. The transcript is spliced from 5 exons. NCBI's taxonomy places the organism in Eukaryota, Viridiplantae, Streptophyta, Lycopodiopsida, Selaginellales, Selaginellaceae.